GAUGAAAAUGUCUGAAAAUGAAGGCGACUCGGCAUGGGCUGCGCCUUUCCAAGAUCUAGAGACACAAACCGCAGUUCCCUACGGAGAUCUGCACGCGUUGUCUCCGUUUGUUGCUACUCCACAGAAAGCUAUUGAUCUUAUCCUUGAUACUCUUCAAAUCAGUAAGACUGACUAUCUAGUGGAUCUAGGAUGUGGGCACGGAACUAUUAACAUCACCGCUGCUAAGAGAUAUGGUGCUAGUGACCUAGGAGUAGAUAUAGAACCAGAACUUAUUGCUAUUGCCAAUAAAUCUAUUUAUAGAGAUAUGGUGCUAGUGGCCUAG
Molecule: messenger RNA, 322 nt
Organism: Eurytemora carolleeae
Lineage: Eukaryota; Metazoa; Arthropoda; Copepoda; Calanoida; Temoridae
Exons: 4
Coding region: 2-322 (106 amino acids)
Biological process (GO): positive regulation of proton-transporting ATP synthase activity, rotational mechanism; regulation of mitochondrial ATP synthesis coupled proton transport; peptidyl-lysine trimethylation
Cellular component (GO): mitochondrion
Molecular function (GO): protein-lysine N-methyltransferase activity
Source: RefSeq, a predicted model, not a curated record